Molecule: messenger RNA, 1829 nt
Organism: Sorex fumeus (smoky shrew)
Lineage: Eukaryota; Metazoa; Chordata; Mammalia; Eulipotyphla; Soricidae
Gene: ACADM
Product: acyl-CoA dehydrogenase medium chain
Exons: 12
Coding region: 68-1333 (421 amino acids)
Biological process (GO): medium-chain fatty acid catabolic process; fatty acid beta-oxidation
Cellular component (GO): mitochondrion
Molecular function (GO): medium-chain fatty acyl-CoA dehydrogenase activity; flavin adenine dinucleotide binding
Source: RefSeq, a predicted model, not a curated record
GGCAGCGUCGGUCAAAGCUUCAGGUUCGGGUGCUCUGACGGUUCCCGGGAGAAGCUGCGGCGUCGAGAUGGCAGUGGCGUUCAGGCGAAGCUGCGGGGUCCUGAGAAAUAUUUCUCGUCUUGACUGGAGACUGCAGCACACAAAAGCUGCUGUAAAACAUGAACCAGGAUUGGGAUUUAGUUUUGAAUUCACUGAACAACAGAAAGAAUUUCAAGCUACUGCUCGGAAAUUUGCCAGGGAGGAAAUAAUUCCAGUUGCUCCACAAUAUGACAAAUCUGGGGAGUAUCCUGUCCCCCUAAUUAAAAGAGCCUGGGAACUUGGCUUAAUGAAUACACACAUUCCAGAGAGCUGUGGAGGUCUUGGACUUGGAACUUUUGACGCAUGUUUAAUUACUGAAGAAUUGGCUUAUGGAUGUACUGGGGUUCAGACUGCUAUUGAAGCAAAUUCUUUAGGGCAAAUGCCUGUUAUUAUUGCUGGAAAUGAUCAACAAAAGAAGAAGUAUUUAGGAAGGAUGACUGAGGCACCAUUGAUGUGUGCCUACUGUGUUACGGAACCUGGGGCAGGCUCUGAUGUAGCUGGUAUAAAGACCACAGCAACAAAAAAAGGAGAUGAGUAUAUUAUUAAUGGUCAGAAGAUGUGGAUAACCAAUGGAGGAAAAGCCAACUGGUACUUUUUAUUGGCUCGUUCUGAGCCGGAUCCUAAAAUGCCUGCCAGUAAAGCUUUUACUGGAUUUAUUGUGGAAGCAGAUACCCCAGGAAUACAGAUUGGAAGAAAGGAAUUAAAUAUGGGCCAGCGAUGUUCAGACACAAGAGGAAUUGUAUUUGAAGAUGUGAGGGUGCCUAAAGAAAAUGUUUUAAUUGGUGAGGGAGCUGGUUUCAAAAUUGCAAUGGGAGCUUUUGAUAAAACCAGACCUCCGGUUGCAGCUGGUGCAGUGGGACUUGGACAGAGAGCUUUGGAUGAAGCCACCAAGUAUGCCCUGGACAGGAAAACUUUUGGAAAGCUGCUUGUAGAGCACCAAGGGGUAUCAUUUUUGCUGGCUGAAAUGGCAAUGAAAGUUGAAAUAGCUAGAUUAGCUUACCAGAGAGCUGCUUGGGAAGUUGAUGCUGGUCGUCGAAAUACCUAUUAUGCCUCUAUUGCAAAAGCAUAUGCUGGAGAUAUUGCAAAUCAGUUAGCGACUGAUGCCGUGCAGAUUUUCGGAGGCAAUGGAUUUAAUACAGAGUAUCCUGUAGAAAAACUAAUGAGAGAUGCCAAGAUCUAUCAGAUUUAUGAAGGUACAGCACAAAUUCAAAGGCUUAUUAUAGCCCGUGAACACAUUGGCAAGUUUAAAAAUUAACAACGUGCUUAUAGAAAGUAUGAGUCAUUGUUAGGAAUGUGACCUUCUAUUUAAGCUCCAGGGAAAAAAAGGGCUUUAAAUUAUUUUCCAUUAAAAUUUUUUAAAUAAGUACUGUCACACUAAACCUAUGCAAUUGAUUCUAGUAGUACUUUUCUAUUUUUAACAUUAUCACUUGCCUUUUGUCAGAUAGAUUUGAUUUCAUUAAAUUGAUUUCUCCUUAGCUUUUUUGUAUUUGACUUACAUUAACCUAGAAAAAUAUGUUUUGUUAUUUUUACUUCUUUUUAACAGAAAUUCUUCAUAAUUUCAGUACUUUCCAAUGAUCAAAAAUUGGUCUUUUAAAAUAGUUUUCAGAAUAUUCAAAAAUUUACAUUAGGGAAAUGGAAUUUGGGUGCAUAAAAUGACUUUGUAGACUUAUUAAUAUUGUAUUAAAGAUUAUUUCCCUACAUUUUGGAAGACACUUGUUUCUAAUUUUACAAUAAAAUGGUCCACAAUGUGA